GCGUGCCUAUACACACACGGGUCAAUCCAGGUGUUCAACAGCAGCUGGCACUGGAAAACAUGCAAAUGACCUCGUGAGCCCUGCCGCUGAUAGCUGCGAAGCCAACAGCUGUCACGAUGGAGGCGCUGGCACCCUACCAGCGCCUCUCCAUCUACCAAACGAAGGCGCGGCUGUUCGUGGUGGGCUACUGCAAGCUGCGCAACACCGCGGCGCUGCUCAAGAUCAGCAAGCAGGAGCCGACGCAACUGGAUGCGGCGGAGGUGGCGGGCGCGUACAGCCUGGCGGAGGUCCGGGCCAUGCUGGGCCAGAUCCAUUCCGCCAAUGCGCACCUGGGCGGACUACAGCUGGUGACGCACUGCUGCGGCAUCCUGGGCUGCUUCCGCUUCACGGAGACCUACUACCUGCUGCUGGUCACACGCAAGGCGGCGGUGGGCAGCAUCUGCGGACACAAGGUGUACACUGUUGCCGCCACGGCGCUGGUGCCGCUGCACCCCGGCUACCACUCGGCAGCGGGCGGCAGUACCUCAAGCACGGCGGAGAAGCGUUACGUUAAGCUGCUCAUGGGCAUGGACCUGACCAAGCACUUCUACUUCUCCUACACCUACAACCUGGCCGCGACGCUGCAGCAGAACUGCCAGCGCGCGGCGGAGCAGCAGCAGCAGGCGGCAGCGGCGGCGGCGGCGGACGCGAGUGUGGCCGCUGCGGGCCUGUUCCCAGACGGCCCCGCAGCGCCCGGAGAGGACGACGCCACCCCGCCCCACCCCUCCCGCCUGCCCCACACCGACGCCGCCGGUCCCGGUCCCUGCAACGAUAACGGUAACAGUAACGGUACGGCGGGCAGUGGCGGCGCCGCCGGUGGCGCCGCCAAUGAUGUGUACGACAGCAUGUUUGUGUGGAAUGCCUAUCUGACGGCGGCGCUGCGGCGGGCGCUGGGCGCCAGUGGCGGCGGCGGGUCCAGCGGAGGAGGAGCAGGAGGAGGAGGAGGAGGGGGAGGGGGAGGGGGAGGAGGCGGCUGCAGGUGGACGGUGCCGCUGAUACACGGCUUCUGGGAGCAGCGGCGCCUGUCCAUCUACGGGCGGCCGCUGACGCUGACGCUCAUCGCGCGGCGCUCGCGGCACUUUGCGGGCACCCGCUUCCGCAAGCGCGGCAUCAACGACGGCGGCAAGGUGGCCAACGAGGUGGAGACGGAGCAGGUCGUGGACGCGGGCCUGGACUACCGCACCCGCACUCCGCUGCUUAGCUCUGCUGUGCAGCUGCGCGGCUCCGUGCCUCUGUUCUGGAGCCAGCAGCUCAGCGCGCUCAGCCCCAAGCCCGAGAUCGUGCUGCAGCAGUUCGACCCGCUGUACCAGGUGACGUCCGCCCACUUUGACGACCUGGAGUCCCGCUACGGCGCCCCCCUGGUGGUGCUCAACCUGCUCAAGAGCAAGGAGCGCAGGCCCAGGGAGACGCUGCUGCGGCGCGAGCUGGCGGCGGCCAUUGCGCAGCUCAACGCGGCGCGGGGGCGGAGCAGGCCGCACGUGGUGUACAUCCCCUGGGACUUCUCCAAGCACGCCAAGCAGUCAGGCGCCAACCUACUCACCGAGCUGGCAGCCAUCACCCGACUGGCGCUGGACAUGACCGGACUGUUCGUACACAACCCCGCGGCGCCGGCGGCGCGGCAGCAGGCGCUGGCGGCGGCGGCGGCGGCGGCGCGGGGCGAGGGCACGGCGCCUGGGCAGGGGCUGCUAUCGGCGGGAGGAGGGGGAGGAGGGCUGAGGCGCGGGGGGCUGCUGCACACGGGCGGGCAGGUGGCGGGAAGCCAGGCCGGGCUGGCGACGGAGCCGGAAGCCGCCGCCGCCCGAGCGCGCAUCUCUACAGAGCGAUCCCGAUACGGCGGCAGUGGCGGCAGUGGCGGCGGCGGCGGCGGUUUGCCCGCCGGCGGGAGCACCCCCGACCUGGACGGCGGCGGCGCCGCCGCCAUUGGCGGGGUGCCGCUGGCCGCCGCCGCCGCCGGUCGGCCCUCCUUUGACCUGCACCCGGCAGCUUACGUGUCCUCUGGCGGCGGCGGCGGCGGCGGCGGCACGUUUGGCGUUAACAUGCCCUCGCCCUCGCGCCGUACGACCCGCAAGAGUUUCUCGUUCAACUCCCCAAACGGCGGCGGUUACGGUUACGGUUACGGCGGCGGCCCGGCGGCUGGUGGCGGCGGCGGUGGCGGCGGCGGUGGCGGCGGCAGUAACCCGGGACUGCAGUGGCAGUCUGGUGUGCUCCGGACCAACUGCAUCGACUGUCUGGACCGGACCAAUGUGGCGCAGUUCGCGUUUGGUCUGGUGGCGUUUGGCCGGCAGCUGUUCAAGCUGGGGCUGCACGACGUGCGGGAGAUUGACGCGGACAGCUCCGCCGCCUUCACGCUGAUGGGGUUGUACGAGGCCAUGGGGCACGUGCUGGCGCUGCAGUACGGCGGCAGUGAGGCACACACACUGUUCUUCCAGCGCAAGAAGGGCGAGUGGGAGGCGUCCAUGCACUCCAAAGACCUGGUCACCAGCAUCAAGCGCCUUUACUCCAACACCUACACGGACGCGGAGAAGCAGGACGCCAUAAACCUGUUCCUGGGCAACUUCGUGCCGCACCCCGGCUCCGGCUCCGGCCCUCAGCAGCCGCACCUGUGGCAGCUGGACGGCGACCAAUACCUGCACUCCGAGACCACCCUGCGACCCGCACUCAUCACGCCGCCAACAGCAGCAGCAGCAGCGGCAGCGGCGGCGGCUGUAGCAGUAGCAGGAGCCAUGCAGGGGCAGGGACAGGGCGGGCCAUUCUCAGACCCGGCGGGUCGGCGCUCGCGCACAGGCAGCAGCAUGAGCCUGGGCGGCGCGCCGCCGCCGGCGGCGGCGACGCCGCCGCCAUCGCUCUCAACAUCCACGUCAACAUCGCAACUGGCGCGCUCGCUGUCGCAGCAGCGCGGUGGCGGCGGUGGCGGCGGCGGCAGCGGCAGCGUGCGGCUGCUGCGCUCGCCCUCCGCCGCCGCGCGCUUCUUCGGCCUGCUGCCAACAGAGGCGGCCCUGCCGCUGGACAUCUCCUCCGAUGAUGAUGACGUCGACGGCGAGGCCCGUGCCCACGCCUACCACUCCCCGCCGCCGCCGCCGCCCAGCGUGCUUCCCGACGGCGGCACCGGCCCCUCCUCCGGAGCGGCGGCGGCGGGAGGAGGAGGCGGCGGCGGCGGCGGCGGCGGCGCGGCCGGUGCCUACGCAGCCUACUCCUCUGCCGCGAUUCCUUUCCACCGCGCCCCCAGCACCAAGGGCUUCUUCGCGAGCCUCCUGCCCUCCUUCACGAGCAGCGGCGGCAGCGGCGGCAGCGCAAGCAGCCGCGGCGGCGCCGGCGCGGGGCUGGGCGCCGGCGUGGGCGGCGGCGGCCUUGGCGGCGGCGGCGGCGGCGGCGGCGGUUUGUUUGAGCGGGUGGUUACGACGCUGUUGGCGCCCGGCGGCGCGGGGGCGGCGGCGCGCAUGGCGGCGGCAGGUGUGGGCGGCGGCGACGGCGGCCUGACGGCGGCGCAGCUGCUGCUGUCAUUCGACUCGGCACUUGCGAGGCAGCCCAAUCAGGUGUGGGCCAUCCGGCUUCACGGCGGCGAGGACGACGUGCAGGGCAGCAAUGCGUGGGCCGCGGUGCAGGCGGCCUUCAGCUUCUUCUGGACCACCGGCCGAGACAGGGACGGAGGAGGAGGAGGCGAGGGAGGAGGAGGAGGCGGAGGAGGAGGGGGAGGCGGCAUGGGGCCGGGGCAGCGAGCCCGCGCGAAUUACAGGCUGGACGACGCGCCCAGGCCGCCUCCCGCGCCCUUGGUCCGCGGCGCCAGCGGCCGCCUCCUCUCCACCGCUGGCUCCAUGGCGCCGCCGGGCCUGCAGGCCGCCGCCAGCACCGCCAGCGGCCUCACCUCACUGCCCAUGUCACCAGACGUGUCCAGGCACGGUGGCGGCGGCGCCGGCGGCGCCGGCGCGAGCGCCGGCGGCGCCGCCACCGGGGCGGCGGUGCAGCGUACGGUGACCAAUACGACCGAUGGCGGCGGGUUGAGUGACGGUGGCGGCGGCGGCGCCGCCGCCGCCGCGCCAGCGGCCCUGGGCUCGCCGACGUCGCCGAUCAGCGCGUACGGCGGCAGUGGCAUCGGCGGCGGCGCUGGCGGUGGCGGCGGUGGCGGCGGUGGCGGCGGCGGCCGGGCUGGGUCGCGGCACCUGGGCGCGCUGCUGGAGGCGAUGGUGGAUGCGGACCAUCUGGAGGGCGGCACAAACACGGGUGGCGGCGGCGGCAGUGGCGGCGGCGGCGGUGGCGGCGGCGGCGGCGGCGGCCGCCGCCACCAGGGCGCCGCCGGCCCAGGGCUGCGCACGGUGGCGGAGACCAUUCCCGCGUUGGCGGCGCCCUUCCCUGACGCCGGCGGCGGCGUGUUCAGCCGCGCCAGCAGCGGCGGCGUGGGCGGCGGCAGCGACGAUGGUGACGACGGCGUCUAUUACUCACUCACGGAUGCGGAGGCGGCGGCGGGGGCGGCGGCUGGUGGCGGCGCCGCCGGGGAGGGCGGCGGCGGCGGCGGUGUGCGGCGGGCGGUGGCUCAGAUGUUUGGCGGCGGGCUGCUGAGUCCGGAGGGCAAGGGUUCGGGCGGCGGCGGCGUCGGAGCUGGCAAGCAGCCGGGCGCACCGCCGGGCGCCGCUGCUACAGCCGCCUCCGGCAUCCCCGUGCUCAACGACUUCAUCGAGGUGGCGGGCGCGGGGGCGGCGGGCGCCAACUGGCGGGACGAGCACGCGCUGGACCCCGCGGCGCGGCGGCGGGCGGCGGCGGAGGCGGCCGCCAGGUCGCGGGAGGAGGAGCGGCAGCGCAAGCUGCUGACUGCGGCCUUGGAGGCCAGCGACCUGCUGGGUCUGGGGCUGGAGGACCUGGGCCUGCACUGGGAGCUGCAGCCCUGGUGGGCCGUGGAGCCGCGACCCGCAUACACACCACGACCCUGGGAGCCAGCGCCGGACCGCCGCCGGAGGACAGCCGCGGCGGCGGCGGCGGAGGCAGAGGCGGCCGGGCAGCGCGCCGCGGCGGCGGCGGCGGCGGAGGACAGGCGCCUGGCGGCGGCCGCUGCUGGCGACCUGCUGUCCUUCGACGACAACGACGACGCCAGUGCACAACAGCAGCAGCAGCAGCAGCAGCAGCAGCAGCAGCUACUACCGACACAACAUUGGCCGCAGCAGCAGCAGCAGCAGCAGCCGGCGGCGGCGCAGUUCUCGCCGGCGGCGGCGGCUGCUGUGGUUGCUGCCAAGCAGCGGCUGGAGCAGGUGGCGACGCUGCACUACGAGGUGGCGGCGGCGCACGCCGGAUCCAAGUUUGGCGAGUUCCUGGCGGCGGUACCAGCGCCGUACGGGCUGGCGGGCGAGGAGCGGCGGCGCGAGCUGGCGGCGUACGACGCACUGUGCACCAUUGAGCGCCUGUAAAGGAUACGGGGUACGGUUAUUGAGGAUGCUUUCACGGUGUUGGCAUUCUGGGGUUUGGGAUUUCGGGUUUAGGAUCUGGAGGAAGCACAGUACAGGCGCAGAAGAUGUGAUAAGAAGACGGGCACGGUACAGGAGUACAGGAGCAACUGCAGACCAGAGUGUGUAGAACAGGAGCAGGGAGCAAAGCAGAGAGCUGCCCAGACGAGAUGAUGGAGGGAGAAGCGGAGGCAGGUGGGAAGGUUGUAGAUACCAGCCCAAACAAGUGCGAACCCAAUGCAACAGAGCGAGGGGGUUGCCCUGGCGCUUUGGGCCCGGCGGCCGCAACCCUGGAUCAGCCCGAGUGUGUUAGGUAGGUAGCUAGUGUGACUGUGUGAUGUGUGGUUGUGAUGUGCACUUGGCAGUUGACACAAUUGACACAGUUGGCAGCCCGCUACCCGUCCCGCGUGCCUGGUCCCCUGCCAGUAAUUUUGGGGGUGAACGAAGCGGCGGCAGCCUGUUUCGUCAACCAAACGAAGCCAUUUUAAAGUAUUCGGCCACUGACGCCGCCCCUGCCUUCGUAAGAUACGAGCGCUGGCUGGCCCGCGUGCCUGGUCCCCGUGCGAGUGGCAACUGCGGACAUCCAGCCUGGGGCAUGGUGCUGGUGAGGGCGGGGCGGUAGGCUGAAACGUGUGACACGGCCCGUUUGCACAUGGCGCCAUUCACAAGCUCAUGCCUCGUGCGCGUUUCGUAACUCGUUAGACUCGCGUC
Chlamydomonas reinhardtii is the source of this 6179-nucleotide messenger RNA. RefSeq lists its product as uncharacterized. Gene Ontology annotation, cellular component: intracellular membrane-bounded organelle. Bases 117 to 5432 code for a protein of 1771 amino acids. Gene Ontology annotation, molecular function: phosphatidylinositol-3,5-bisphosphate 5-phosphatase activity. Gene Ontology annotation, biological process: phosphatidylinositol dephosphorylation. Lineage: Eukaryota; Viridiplantae; Chlorophyta; Chlorophyceae; Chlamydomonadales; Chlamydomonadaceae. The transcript is spliced from 20 exons. The record is from RefSeq and is a predicted model, not a curated record.